Molecule: messenger RNA, 3041 nt
Organism: Siniperca chuatsi (mandarin fish)
Lineage: Eukaryota; Metazoa; Chordata; Actinopteri; Centrarchiformes; Sinipercidae
Product: nuclear factor 7, ovary-like
Exons: 1
Coding region: 490-1884 (464 amino acids)
Molecular function (GO): protein binding; zinc ion binding
Source: RefSeq, a predicted model, not a curated record
UUGCAUGCUAAGAUUAUUACAUUUUUGGAACAUUUCUUGUGUGAAUGAGCUAAACACUCAAAACAAAGACAGAGGUAGUUUACAGUUUCUAAUGGGGACAACACGUUUCUUUUUAACAAGUGAUCAUCAGUUUGGAUUGAAACUCAACCUGACAAACUAGUGAUGUAGCUCUGCCCGUCAUCUGACUCAUCUGAGACAAACCAGGAAACAGUUUGUUAUUCUGCUUCACUGAGACGACACACACACAUACACACCGAGAGACUAUACGAUUUACCUUCGGACCAAAACCACCAGGUCCACUGAGAGGACAGCUACAGGAGGGAAUUCUGGGAAUACUGGAGUACGACCACUUCAACCUGCUGCCACAAACCAAGAACAAAGACUCAAAGUGAAAGUAACUUUCGGGUAUGUUACUCAAGGAGGGAGUGACUGACUGAUUCCUGUCUGAGCCGUCUGCCUACUGCGAGUUCAUCUUCACCCGGAGACAAAAUGGCUUCCAGGUUAGAGGAGGAUCUCUGCUGUCCUGUCUGCCAUGACAUCUUUAAAGAUCCUGUCAUCCUGUCAUGUUGCCACAGCUUCUGUAAAGUCUGUCUGCAGAGCUGGUGGACAGAGAAGGAAACUCAAGAGUGUCCACUUUGUAAGAGAAGACCUUCAAAGGAAGGACUACCUCCUAACUUGGCGUUAAAGAACCUGUGUGAGACGUUCAGAGAGGAGAGAGGUCAGAGAGCUUCAGAGGCUCUCUGCAGUCUGCACUCUGAGAAACUCAAACUCUUCUGUCUGGACCAUCAGCAGCCAGUGUGUGUCGUCUGCAGAGAUUCAGAAAAACACAGCAACCACAGAUUCAGACCCAUCGAUGAAGCUGCACGACAACACAAGAAGGAACUUCAGGAAACUCUGGAGCCCUUAAAGGAGAAGUUACAGGUUUCUGAACAAGUUAAAGUGACAUUUAAUCAAACAGCAGAACACCUGAAGGUCCAGGCCCGACACACGGAGAGGCAGAUUAAGGAGCAGUUUAAGAAGCUUCACCAGUUUCUAGAGGAGGAAGAGGAGGCCAGGAUGGCUGCACUGAGGGAGGAAGAGGAGCAGAAGAGUCAGAUGCUGAAGGAGAAGAUGGAGGCUCUGAGCAGAAAGAUAGCAGCUCUUUCAGACACAGUCAGAGCCACAGAGGAGCAGCUGAGAGCUGAAGACGUCUCAUUCCUGCUCAACUACAAGGCUGCAGUGGAAAGAGUCCAGCAGCGCCCCCUGCUGGAGGAUCCACAGCUGCCCUCAGGAGCUCUGAUAGACCAGGCCAAACACCUGGGCAACCUGACCUUCAACAUCUGGAACAAGAUGAAGGACAUGGUCUCCUACACUCCUGUGAUCCUGGACCCAAACACUGCUCAUCCAGGACUCAUCCUGUCUGAAGAUCUGACCAGUGUGAGACGAGGAGAAGAGCAGCAGCUUCCUGACAAUCCAGAGAGGUUUGGUUAUUACACCUCUGUCCUGGGCUCCGAGGGCUUCAACUCAGGGACUCACAGCUGGGAGGUCGAGGUUGGAGACCCUACAUACUGGUCUCUGGGUGUGUUAGCAGAGUCCGUCCAGAGGAAGGGAGACAUACAGUCUGGAUUAUGGACAAUAGAGUUCUAUGAAGGUGAAUACUCAGCAUGGUCACCACCAGCUCCAUCCACUGCUCUCCGAGUGCAGAAGAAGCUCCAGCGGAUCAGAGUGAAUCUGGACUGGAACAGAGGAAAGCUGUCGUUCUCUGAUCCUGAUACUAACACACACAUACACACCUUCACACACACUUUCACUGACAGACUGUUUCCAUACAUUCACACUGUGGAUAAUCUCCCACUGAAGGUUUUACCUGUGAAGGUCUCUGUGACUGUGGAACACCUGAACUAAAAGAUGUCAAUCAGUCACUUUGUGAAUGACAGCAGCUUCAGAUGGAUUUUGGUGGUGGGUGGGGCCUGUGUGACCCUUAGAGUUACGAGUGGAUCAUUGAUUGUAUCUUUAAAGUGAAUUUCCGGUGUAUUUGAACAGCAGGUAGAACUUGAUCCUGAUUGGUUUGAUUAUAGAUGAUCUGCUCAGAGUUUGCUUCUCUGUGUGUCUGUGCUGCUGCUCUCACAGCAGCUAGAAAAUGAUCCGUUAUACGGUUUUAACUUUAAAUGUGCGGGCUGAAGGGGCUCGGUAAUGAGACCCAGUAAAGCUGAAUGUUGCUUUAUACGUCAGGCCACAGUCGCAGAAACCUGCUGUGAAGUUGAGGAAAUGUUUCGGACCUCAACUGUAAACGAAGUUUGAGAAGCCUCAUGUACUUUUGAAACCAACGAUGAAACAAGUAUGAAAAGUGAAGUAUCUCAUUAGUCUGUUCUUUAUUAUUGAAUCCAUAAGUGUGUUUAUGUUAUGUGUAUUUUUGUAUGUUGUGUAUUUUGUGCUAUGGGUAUUAUUGGUUGUUUUGUCGUUUUUAAAUAGUCUCACAUUUAAAACGUCUCUCUCUCUCGCUCUCUCAAAACCUAACACGGCAGCGGCGGAUGGCCGCCCACCAUUGAGUCUGGUUCUGUCCAAGGUUUCUGCCUCUUAAAGGGGUCUCUGUAAAUAACAUUAUAAAGAGUACGUAACAGAGAUAACUUCUGUUAUGAAUUGGCGCUAUAUAAAUCGAAUUGAAUUGCAUUUCUCCUGCUGAGAGUAUUAAUUCCUUUGUCAACAGCUUAGUUCCAGUGUAGAGUUUAAAGUUGAGUUUAAACCUGUGUUAUCUGGAACAAAAAACAAACAAACAAACAAAAGAAAGCCAGAUUGACAAACUCCAGCGAAAGUGGCUCAGAUUAUUACAGUAUAACUGGCUGAUGAGGACCUAUGUGACGCCUGGUCACUGUGUUUGGGAUAAAGUGGAGGAGAGAUCGAACAGCUCUGCGGAGUAUACCGGGCGUACACUUAACAUGUGGUCAUCAUACAAGCUUUACACCCUGAUAAGCAGCAUACGUGUAGGAAGGAUAUUGCAUAUAUGUACAGUAUGUAACGAAAGAGUUUCCCCUCGGGGAUCAAUAAAGUAUUUCUGAUUCUGA